CUGCGUCCCUUGGUGUCUCUCAUCCACCUUCCUUGUUGGAGGUGGCGCGACACCGAGCCGUAAAGCGCAGCGGUAGCCAUAGAGACUGUCAGCUGGUCUAGUAGGGGAAUAGGGGCUACUGAGGAGCAGUGGUGCCUUCAUCUUUUAGGAAGAGAGGAGCAGGAGGUAAGAGAGAGAUCAUGACUGGAAACAGUCUCGUUCUUCCCAUAGUCCUCUGGGGACGUAAAGCUCCGACCCACUGCAUCUCCUCGGUGCUGGUGAUGGAUGACCUGGAGACGGUGGUAACCGGAUGUCACGAUGGGCAGAUCUGCCUCUGGGACCUUUCACCGGACCUGGAAAUCAGUCCUCGGGCCCUGCUGUUUGGCCACACAGCUUCCAUCACCUGCUUAUCGAAGGCAUGCGCGUCCAGUGACAAGCAGUACAUAGUGAGCGCGUCUGAAAGCGGAGAGAUGUGCCUUUGGGAUGUGAGCGACGGGAGAUGCGUGGAGUUUACCAAGUUAGCGUGUACACACACCGGAAUACAGUUCUAUCAGUUCUCGGUGGGCACGCAGCGCGAGGGGAGGCUGCUUUGCCAUGGGCAUUACCCAGAAGUCCUGGUGGUGGAUGCCAGCAGCUUGGACGUCUUAUACACUUUAGUAUCAAAGAUCUCCCCCGAUUGGAUUAGUUCGAUGAGCAUUAUUCGGUCGCACAGGACCCAAGAAGAUACAGUCGUAGCCGUUUCGGUCACCGGGAUCCUCAAAGUCUGGAUAAUAACAGCAGAAGUUCACCGAAUGCAGGACACAGAGCCGGUGUUUGAAGAGGAAUCCAAGCCGAUUUACUGCCAGAACUGCCAAAGCAUUUCGUUCUGCACAUUUACCCAAAGGUCGCUCUUGGUCGUAUGCGCUAAAUAUUGGAGGGUUUUUGAUGCCGGGGACUAUUCCUUGUUAUGCUCCGUCCCGAAUGAAGACGGUCAGACAUGGACCGGCGGUGACUUUAUAUCAGCGGAUAAAGUGAUUAUCUGGACAGAAGAUGGCCAAAGUUUCAUUUACAAACUUCCAGCCAGCUGUAUACCAGCCAGCGACUCCUUCCGCAUUGACGUGGGGAAAGCCAUUGAAAAUGCGAUCCCUCCGCUGCUUUAUAGCGUCAUGCCGAAAGAAGAUAAGCAGGAUCAGGGAAGUUGCGAUGUGGAGGCCGAGGUCCGGAUUCCGGCUUGCGAACGUCUGUGUGACCGGUCACAAGUCAGGGAGCUGUACACCCCGCAGACUUUGUGUCGUGUGCGCCCCCUAGAGGCAAUAAUGCUAAUCUGCCCUCCGGUGACCAAGUUUUUUUAUGGGCGCAGAGUAUCUUUCCACAAACUUCUCAUCCAGGGAGAUUCUUCGGGCCGGCUGUGUAUCUGGAGCAUUCCUGAGGACCUUGACCAGCACGAGACCAAAGGUGGUGACACCGGCCUGAGAAUCACCACCACCACGUCUCUCCAAGAGGCUUUUGACAAACUUAACCCCCUCCCAGCCGGGAUCAUCGACCAGCUCAGCGUGAUGCCCAACAGCGCCGAACCUCUUAAGGUUACGGCCAGCGUGUACAUCCCAUCCCACGGGCGGCUGGUGUGCGGCCGAGAAGAUGGCAGCAUCGUUAUCGUUCCCGCCACCCAGACGGCCAUAGUUCAGCUCUUGCAAGGGGAGCAUAUGCUCCGAAGAGGGUGGCCUCCUCACCGGACUCUCCGGGGACAUCGAAACAAAGUAACAUGCAUACUGUACCCCCACCAAGUGUCCUCCCGCUACGAUCAGCGCUACCUGAUAUCCGGGGGCAUGGAUUUCUCUGUAAUCGUGUGGGACAUCUUCUCGGGCGAGAUGAAACACAUCUUCUGUGUGCACGGAGGUGAAAUCACGCAGCUUCUCGUCCCACCAGACAGCUGUAGUACAAGAGUGCAGCAUUGCAUCUGCUCGGUUGCCAGCGAUCACUCCGUAGGUCUACUGAGCUUGAGAGAAAGGAAAUGCAUCAUGCUGGCGUCCCGCCAUCUCUUUCCCAUCCAAGUCAUAAAGUGGAGGCCGUCGGACGAUUACCUGGUGGUCGGAUGCUCAGACGGCUCCGUGUACGUUUGGCAGAUGGAUACCGGUGCUCUAGAUCGAUGUGUGAUGGGAAUCACGGCCGUGGAGAUUCUGAACGCCUGCGAUGAGGCCGUCCCGGCAGCUGUUGAGACUCUCAGCCAUUCAGCCGUUAAUCUGAAGCAAGCAAUGACCAGGCGCAGUCUCGCUGCGCUCAAAACCGUAGCGCAUCACAAGCUCCAGACCCUCGCCACCAACCUUCUGGCCUCGGAGGCAUCCGACAAAGGGAAUUUGCCUAAAUAUUCUCAUAACUCCCUGAUGGUGCAAGCAAUAAAGACCAAUCUAACGGACUCGGACAUACACCUGCUCUUCUUUGAUGUGGAAGCGCUAAUUAUUCAGCUACUCACUGAAGAAGCCUCCAGGCCAAAUACUACACUUAUCUCUCCAGAGAGUUUGCAAAAGGCAUCUGGCAGUUCUGACAAAGGGGGCUCGUUCUUGGCUGGCAAACGAGCAGCGGUUCUUUUUCAACAGGUCAAGGAAACCAUCAAAGAGAACAUUAAAGAACAUCUCCUCGAUGACGACGACGAAGACGAGGAAGCUAUGAGACAGAAGAGGGAAGAAAGUGACCCGGAGUACCGCUCCAGCAAAUCUAAACCGCUGACGCUGCUUGAGUACAACCUGACGAUGGACACCGCUAAGCUUUUUAUGUCGUGUCUUCACGCCUGGGGCUUGAAUGCCGCGCUAGACCAAGUUUGCCUGGAACGUCUCGGGAUGCUUAAACCGCAUUGCCCGGUUUCGUUUGGUCUACUCUCGAGAGGUGGCCAUAUGUCCCUGAUGCUUCCAGGGUUUAACCAGGCCCUUUGCAGGGAGCCCGAUGGAAAUGUAGUCGUAGGCAGAAAAAUGUCAAUUAGUGAAGGACUCGGAAAGGGCACUUAUGGAGUGUCACGUGCUGUCACGACCCAGCAUCUCCUGUCACUUAUAUCUCUGGCAAAUACAUUGAUGAGCAUGACCAAUGCUACUUUCAUUGGAGAUCACAUGAAGAAAGCUCCCCAGAGGCCGCCGCGAUCCGGAUCUCCGGAACUAUCGAAGGGCAAGGCUUCCCCGCAGCACACCAGCGUUGCGAUGCAAGGGCAGAUCAAACAAGCUGUCGCCCCUGAUGCUUCUGCUGGCACUGAUGCCAAUCCCUCCGGCUCUGAACGCGCUUUACAUUCCUGUUUCUCGGUCAAUGAAGGAUGGAGCCAGUUGGCGGCCAUGCACUGCGUUAUGCUGCCCGACUUGUUGGGACUGGCCAAGUUUAGACCCCCUCUUCUUGAAAUGCUCGCACGGAGGUGGCAAGACCGGUGCUUGGAGGUUAGAGAAGCGGCCCAAGCUCUUCUUCUUGCAGAGCUGAGGAGGAUUGGGCAAACGGGACGCAAAGAAACCAUCGAUUCCUGGGCUCCAUAUUUGCCCCAGUAUGUUGACACCAUUAUGUCACCCGGUGUGACCGCAGAAUCGAUUCAGACCGGGAGCGCGAGUCCUGAAUCGGUUGGGUCAGAGGUCAAAGUUCAGGAGGAGGAACAUGAUCUGGUGGAUGAUGAUAUCACAGCAGGCUGCCUUUCUAAUCUGCCGCUGAUGAAAAAAGCGGCACCUUCGUACGAGGAGAGACGCAAGCAGGCCACCGCCAUCGUGCUGCUGGGCGUGAUCGGAGCGGAGUUUGGAGCCGAGAUUGAGCCGCCAAAGUUGUUGACCCGGCCGAGGAGCUCCAGCCAGAUCCCCGAAGGGUUCGGUCUGACCACCGGCGGCUCGAACUACUCUCUUGCCAGGCACACGUGCAAAGCCUUAACGUUCCUCCUGCUGCAACCGCCAAGCGCCAAGCUGCCUCCUCACAGCACCAUACGCAGGACAGCGAUUGAUCUGAUUGGACGGGGCUUUACCGUUUGGGAACCAUAUAUGGACGUGUCCGCCGUGCUAAUGGGUCUUCUGGAACUCUGUGCCGAUGCCGAGAAACAGCUGGCAAACAUCACAAUCGGGCUGCCCCUGAGUCCGUCCGCAGACUCCGCCCGCUCUGCGAGACACGCUCUUUCUCUGAUUGCCACGGCGAGACCACCCGCCUUCAUAACAACAAUUGCUAAGGAGGUUCACAGACAUACAGCCCUGGCGGCCAACGCGCAGUCUCAGCAAAACAUUCACACAACCGCUCUGGCCCGCGCCAAAGCCGAGAUCCUGAGGGUUAUAGAAAUACUUAUCGAAAAAAUGCCCUCUGAUGUGGUCGAUCUCUUGGUGGAGGUGAUGGACAUUAUAAUGUACUGCUUGGAAGGGUCGUUGCUGAAAAAGAAAGGUCUUCAGGAGUGCUUCCCCUCCGUGUGCAGGUUUUACAUGGUGAGCUACUGCGACCGAAGUCACAGAAUAGCGGUGGGAGCCCGCCACGGCUCCGUGGCCCUCUACGAUAUCCGAACUGGAAAAUGCCAGAAUAUCCACGGACAUAAAGGGCCUAUUACAGCCGUUUCUUUUGCGCCGGAUGGGCGGUAUCUCGCCACCUACUCAAACAAAGACAGCCAUAUCUCUUUCUGGCAGAUGAACACCUCCUUGCUGGGAAGCAUCGGGAUGCUGAACUCGGCCCCGCAGCUGCGGUGCAUCAAAACCUACCAGGUCCCACCGGUGCAGCCUGCCUCGCCCGGCUCCCUCAACGCCCUGAGACUGGCCCGGCUCAUCUGGACGUCCAAUCGCAACGUUAUCCUGAUGGCUCACGACGGCAAGGAGCACCGGUUCAUGGUUUAGGCUGAGGCUUGUGCACACCCGGUGGCCCUUGUAUGUCUAUAGCAUGAUACCCCCCCCCUUGUCAUUGACUUUCAUAUCAGUCGCAGGAGGCAGCCUUACCGGUGCAUGAGUAUCCAACGAGAGCUGUGUAUACCAGCCGUAGGACAAGAGAAUAUAUUCGUUUCCAUAUCUACUGUGUUAAGGUUCCCAACUGCCCGUCAGAAUUCCGACCCUUUCAUUGUAGAGGUGUUUCACCGUUGUGUUUUAGCUUUGCGCAGGAGCAAAAAGGGGUCUCUUAUUUUAACGCACAGAUGUCUCACGAGUCAAGCAGUGUUUGGGUGUUGCUGUUGUGUACAAUGAAGAUUGUAUAUAUUUUUUAGGUUACUUUAAGUAUUGUUUACAUUGAGUGUCAUUCUCUUAGGCUAUAAAUGUCUUCCUUUUAUUGCUUUAAAUGUGUGCUCUGCGUGUAUUUAAAACGAAUAUUUUCUGUUCCGUCGUUUCAACCGGAGAGAGCUGAAGGAUGCAAUUUGGAAUCAGAAUAAAUAACUUAAAACAAAGUCUCA
Spea bombifrons (plains spadefoot toad) is the source of this 5320-nucleotide messenger RNA. RefSeq names its product WD repeat domain 7 (gene WDR7). The transcript has 29 exons. Lineage: Eukaryota; Metazoa; Chordata; Amphibia; Anura; Pelobatidae. Bases 180 to 4778 code for a protein of 1532 amino acids. The record is from RefSeq and is a predicted model, not a curated record. Gene Ontology annotation, molecular function: protein binding. Gene Ontology annotation, cellular component: cytoplasm.